GUGAGAAAUUUCCUUUGUUUGUCUACUCACAAUCUUCUGUACUGUUUUCUCCAGGAAGCGAUCAUGGAAGAGAAGACUGGAUGAAUCAAAACAACUGAGUCCUAGAAACCUAGGUAAGCUGGUCAGACCUCCAGCUGGCCGCAAGGCGAAUCCAGGCCCUGGACUAGAGGUGCAGCCGCCGCCACAGACCCUGGGCUCUGCUGUGAAUGGGGUCACGCCCACCUUGGGAAGAUGGAGUUACAGGCUGUGGGCCAGCGCUCGUCCCCAGUGGCUCCCUGGGGGGGGAGCAGUGAUCACCCAGGCAGGGGUGCUGGCUCGCCCAGCCUCUCUGACAUCAGGCUCCAGAGGCACAGGGCCGCCUGGAUGAACCCUGACUGGGUGCAAAUGUGCCCCAGAGAGGGGACAGUGGGGAAGACCAGGAGCCACUGUGUGGCCAACGAGAUCCCGCCAGCAGGCCCUUCCCUGCAGUCCCUUGGGGGCUCCGGAACAGAGACCCCUUCACAGGACAGCACUCCGCCGCCCACCUGGCGCUCCUCUGGGCAGAGCCAGGACCUGGCUCGGAUGGUAUUCUCAGGAAGCUCCCCUGGGGCGUCUCCGUUUACCAGCUCUAAGGAAUUGGCCCGUUCUCCGGAUCCUGAAGCAGAGGGUGCUUUUGCCCUGCCUCCCCACCGAACAGGCUGCGCGGAGGAAGGUGCUGCUCCAGUCAACGGAAGAACCACUUCUUUGGCCUCCUUCUCACCAGAGGCAUGUGUGCUCCCUGUCGAUGCAGAAAAGGAAAAUGCCCACUUUUAUGUUGCAGAUAUGAUUCUAUCAGUAAUGGAGAAAGUGAAGUGGACUAUUCUGAGCCAACAGCAGGCAGAGGACUGGGGUGGAGAUGAAGCCAGUGCACUGCUUGGCAAAGAGCAGGCUGAUCCCCAGAUGACCUGUGCCAACAGAAACCAAGAAUCUGUGUCUUCCACCUCUUCAGAUAGUGGCUAUGAAGGUUAUGCUGUGUUAAAAGUCAGCCCAGUGGUUGGAACAUCUACCGACUGUGAUGCGGGGAAGGAGGUCUCUCCGUGUGACUUUGAUGAACUGGCCGUGUUAGACUGUGGGGAGUUUAACAACGGGAUGGGAACCUGUGCAUGUACCUACAGCCCCUCCAGGAGCGGCAUCUCUGAGGCAGACGCUAAUUCGGCUGAACUUCUGGCCAAAGAGUUAUAUCGAGUUUUCCGGAAGCACUGUCUCUCGUUAGAAGUGAAUUCUCAGCUGGUCAGUCCCCUGCAUGCCUCUGGCUCCACGGUUGUAAACGAAGACCACAUACGAAAGCAGUUGGAAUCCAGCGUGGAUGUGGUACAGGACAUCAAAUUUAAGUCGAGGAUCAGAGGGACUGCAGACUGGGCCCCUCCUCGAUUCCAGAUCAUAUUUCACAUCCACCCGCCACUCAAGAGAGAUCUCGUGGUUGCAGCCCAAAAUUUCUUCUGUGCUGGUUGUGGGACUCCAGUAGAACCUAAGUUUGUGAAGAGGCUCCGCUACUGCGAGUACCUGGGCAGGUACUUCUGUGACUGCUGCCACUCCUACGCGGAAGCCUGCAUCCCCGCCCGCAUCCUGGUGAGGUGGGACUUCCGGAAGUACUACGUCAGCAAUUUCUCCCAAAGACUGCUGGACAGCAUAUGGCACCAACCCCUUUUCCACGUGCUGACUACCGCUCAGGACCUCUAUGCGAAGGCCAAGGAACUGGACCGAGUGAGGGAACUGCAGGAGCAGCUUUUCCACAUCAAGAAGUUGUUACGGACAUGCAGGUUUGCCGGCAGUGCGUUACAAGAGUUUGAGCAGGUGCCCAGACACCUGACUGAUGAGCUCCACCUGUUUUCCCUGGACGACCUGGUCAGGGUCAAGAGAGGGCUGCUGGCGCCCCUACUGAAGGACCUUCUGAGAGUGUCCCUCAUGCAUGUGGCCGGCUGUGAGCUCUGCCAAGGAAGAGGCUUCAUUUGUGAAUUUUGCCGGAGCGCGGCUGUCAUCUUCCCCUUUCAAACCGAAACCUGUCGAAGAUGCUCAGGGUGCAGAGCGUGCUUUCACAAGCAGUGCUUCCAGUCCUCCGAGUGCCCGCGCUGUGUGAGGCUCCUGGCGAGGAGAAGGCGUGUGGAGAGCUUGCCUUCCGCAGCAACAUGAGGCCCUGGCGGCAUGGGAGGGACUGCUCGGCCCUCCUUCGGAUGGCUCCUGCUGCGUUCGCGACUAAUAACAUCGUCCUAGAUCCCGGCCUUACGCAUUUAGAAGAAGGAAAAGCUGGCCAAGAUUCUCUGUAUUGCAUGUAGUUGAUGCUUUCGAAGAAUGCAGAUUCUCUGUCAUCCAGUUUCGUUGUGUUUACAGAUGUUCAAUGGUUUUGCUGCUAAUUGUUGUUUUCAGAGUUUUUUGGACACUCUUCAAUUGUAUUUGAAAAACUGUAUUUAACUAAUGGUAGAGCCUAUUUUUGAUGAAUUGUAACUGCCAAGAUGAA
This is a messenger RNA of Echinops telfairi (small Madagascar hedgehog), 2473 nucleotides long. RefSeq names its product rubicon like autophagy enhancer (gene RUBCNL). The transcript has 14 exons. NCBI's taxonomy places the organism in Eukaryota, Metazoa, Chordata, Mammalia, Afrosoricida, Tenrecidae. Gene Ontology annotation, cellular component: autophagosome membrane; intracellular membrane-bounded organelle. The record is from RefSeq and is a predicted model, not a curated record. The coding region runs from base 232 to 2148 and encodes 638 amino acids. Gene Ontology annotation, molecular function: phosphatidylinositol phosphate binding. Gene Ontology annotation, biological process: autophagosome-lysosome fusion; autophagosome-endosome fusion; autophagosome maturation.